This is a messenger RNA of Panicum virgatum (switchgrass), 408 nucleotides long. RefSeq lists its product as uncharacterized. The record is from RefSeq and is a predicted model, not a curated record. Bases 1 to 408 code for a protein of 135 amino acids. NCBI's taxonomy places the organism in Eukaryota, Viridiplantae, Streptophyta, Magnoliopsida, Poales, Poaceae. The transcript has a single exon.
AUGGGUCGCAGCAAAAUCGCGCGCGCUAUAAAUAGACUUCGCGGCGCGCCCUGCCCGAGCGCGCCGCUCGACUCCGUGGACGACCUCGCCGAGGACCCCGACGUGUGGUGCGCGCUGGAGAUGCUCGAGAAGGCCGCCGGGAUCGCCACCCGCGUGCAUGACGGGCUGGAGGGCGCCCGCGGCCACCUGCGCGCGGCCGCGCUCCUGGCGGCCCUGGACGGGGACGGGGUCGGCGGCGGCGGGGAGGGCGGCGACAGCACCGCACCAUGGGAGCAGAGCCCCUGCUUCGCCGAGCAGCUCAAUGGCGCCAUGGAGCUCGGCGAAGCCAUGCUGAAGGCGCGGGAGCUCGUUGCGGAGACCGCGGGAGCGCGCGAGGCGGCGUUCGGCUUCAUCGGCGGUGCCAAGUGA